AUGGAGGAUGGAGAUAAUGAUGAUGCGGUGCCGAAAGUCACCGAGCAAAUAAGAGAAGUGAUUGCUGAAGAGGUAGGAAAAGCAAUCGAAAACAGUUUGUCGGGUUUCAUCGAUAAAAUCCAAAACACGGUGUCAUCAGUGGUGGAUGAAAGAAUUAAGAAAUUGGAGGAUAAUGCCAAUUUAGCUAAGGAGAAAUUGGGAGAGCGUAAGGGUUGCUCGUACAAAGAAUUUAUGGCAUGCAAACCACCACUCUACAACGGAGAAGUGGAUCCGAUAGUGUGCCAAAGGUGGUUGAGUGAUAUAGAAGGGGUGUUUGAGAGAACCCACUGUGACACGAAUGACUUCGUGGCGUAUGGCACGGGUCAACUGAGAGGUCAAGCAAAAGACUGGUGGGAUAAUAAGAAAAAGGAAAUUGGUAGCGAAGAGGCAAAGGCGAUGACAUGGGACGAGUUUAAGGUACCAUUCCUUAAACAUCACAGUCCCAAAGCGGUUAUCAAUCGAAUCAAAGAAGAAUUUAUCCAGCUUAGACAGAAGGGCAAAUCUAUUGAUAAGAUCACAGGAAUCUUUCUCGACAAACUAAGGUUUUGUGAUGAAUUGGUGACAACCGAAGAACAGAAGGCACGCACAAAUGACUCAUCAAAGAAGCAAGAAGGAAAAAGUAGUUCCCCAAGUUGUAAAGUAUGCGGGAAAGGGCACAAGGGUGAGUGCCGGUUUAAGGACAAGCCGUGUCCUAUAUGUGGGAAGACAGGGCACACGGCUGCGUUGUGCCCGGGGAAAGUGUCGGUGUGUUACAAAUGUUAUCAGCCGGGUCACAAGAAAUCCGAGUGCCCGGAGUUGAUCGGAAAGAAAGAUGACAAGAAUACACUUAAUGAGGUACCGAGAGCAAAGGCAAGAUCCUUCCAGUUAACAGCAGUGGAGGCAAAAAUGGAACCCGAUGUGGUCUCAGAUUGUAAGAUAAGCAUUGACGAUGAGGAAUAUUCAAUAGACUUGAUUCCUAUGUCAAUGGGGGAAUUUCAUGUAGUGGUCGGGAUGGAUUGGUUAUCCUGA
Messenger RNA from Helianthus annuus (common sunflower), 1047 nucleotides. RefSeq lists its product as uncharacterized. Bases 1 to 1047 code for a protein of 348 amino acids. Gene Ontology annotation, molecular function: nucleic acid binding; zinc ion binding. The record is from RefSeq and is a predicted model, not a curated record. The transcript has 3 exons. NCBI's taxonomy places the organism in Eukaryota, Viridiplantae, Streptophyta, Magnoliopsida, Asterales, Asteraceae.